Protopterus annectens (West African lungfish) is the source of this 2536-nucleotide messenger RNA. It is a transcript of the gene RASL10B, whose product is annotated as RAS like family 10 member B. Bases 928 to 1539 code for a protein of 203 amino acids. NCBI's taxonomy places the organism in Eukaryota, Metazoa, Chordata, Ceratodontiformes, Protopteridae. The transcript has 7 exons. The record is from RefSeq and is a predicted model, not a curated record. Gene Ontology annotation, molecular function: GTPase activity; GTP binding.
GGCACCCGUUCAGCUGUGUAUCAUUAAGACGUGGAGUUAAUUGGAGUGCUAUUGCGUUCACCUGACAAACCACGCGACAGCAGUGAAAGCCCUUAGCAGCUGUGUAUCGUGGCCGUGGUCCCGAGACAUUGCAUCUGACGGUUUUGCGGACCGCGCGGAAUGGUUCUGGCUUUAUUGCCUUGGAUGGGACGCUCAGGCAGUGAUCACUGAUUACCAUCAGCAGCAAGAGGUGCUGCUGCAGAUAAGGGUCUUGUGGUAGGAGCGCAAUACCCGAUUAUUGGAAGCUCUAAGUAGAUACAUGGAAGGGAUUUGGACUAUUAAAUAGGCUCAGAUUGCAUCUCUAAAAGCUAAGAGGAGAAAGCUGGUCUACUUUGUGGAAAAUUAAAUGGUACGAGGGGUUACUGCACUUGACAAUCGUACCGUUUUUUUAUCCAAUAGUGAAAAAAGAAAUCGAUGUAAGCCAGGAAAAGGCAAGUUGAAGCUUUCUGUGGCAGAGCAUGAGACUGCAGUCUAUUCUAAUUAUGUUUAACAUGAUUGGGAACUGAUGAUCGCUCCAUCUGGUCACACCUGGGUACUGACAGGCUCCAUUUUGGUUUCUGUGAUAUUUAGACAAUUUUUGCUUACGGACUGAAGGGCUUAUAUUGGUGCUUUAAUGAAGGGCAGAUCUUGAAACUUCUUGCACCUACUUAAAUUGCUACCUGCUCCAUAGGCGGCGGAUUCAUUUGACAACCAUACAAUGUGUUAUCCCAUGAAGCUCCCAACUGCAAUCUGAUGAGUCUGGCCUCAGGGUUGAAGGCAAUGGUUCCUGAAUGGGGCUGAACUGUAUCUACUGGAAUAUGCACCACACAGACCGCACUGCUGAUAUAUUCAUAGUGGACUGUUGUAAAGGGCAGAUCCCAAGGCAGUAUAGUGACACUGUGGAGAGGCAUGGUGACAACUUUCAAAAUUGCCAUUCUUGGGGCCCAAGGGGUCGGCAAAACAGCUAUUGUCCGCCAGUUCCUUUACAAUGAGUACAGUGAAGUCUGUGUGCCUACCAAGACCCGCAGGCUAUUUCUGCCUGCUGCUGUUAUGAAUGGCCAUGUGCAUGAUUUGCAGAUCAUGGACUAUCCUCCUAUUGCGUCUUUUCCCGUGAACACUUUACAGGAAUGGGCAGAUGCCUGUUGUCGGGGGCUUCGCAGUGCUCAUGCAUAUGUCCUGGUGUAUGACAUCUGCUGCUUUGACAGCUUUGAGUAUGUCAAAACUAUCCGUCAACAGAUACUGGAUACAAGAGUGAUUGGAACAACGGAUAUCCCCAUCAUUAUUGUAGGGAACAAACGGGACUUGCAGAAAGGCAGGGUUAUUCCACGACAUAAUGUCUCCAACCUGGUUAAGAAGACCUGGAAAUGUGGCUAUAUCGAGUGUUCUGCCAAGUACAACUGGCACAUCCUCAUGCUGUUCAGUGAGUUGUUGAGAAGCAGUGGGUGUGCACGCUGCAAGCACAUACAUACAGCGAUCCGUUUUCAGGGAGCAUUGCGCAGGAACCGCUGCAGUAUUAUGUAAUCUUUUAUCAGCUCUUCCAAUGAUUCACCAAUUCCUUUUCUUGAAAUUUCAUGAAGGGGGGAUGAAAGUAUUGGAAAUGCUCUUUCAGACUAGCAGGAAGGUCUUCAUUCCUUAAAGUGUGUCUGCCUGAUGUCAGAAAAGUUUUCAUCCUGUUGAUCUACCAACACAAAAGAGCUUUUGCCUUUUUGAAGCAACUAUAUUUGUCAUUAAUUACCAAGUUAAAGAAAACUGAACUUGGCUUGCUUCUCUCAACAUAUAGCUCUUGUACAUCAUCGCCAAAAAGCCUGACUGCUACUUUCUGAGCUUGAACCACUAAAUGAAAGGUUACCCACAGUAGUCCUUACUAAACAAAAGGUGUCUUAUAUAUUAUCAAAUGAUGCCAUUUUCAUAGCUCAGAUUCUUAAAAAAAUAUUUUUGAUAAUACUCAUUUUCUGCAUAUGUCAUUAUUCCUUAUCGUAUGUUAAUGAACCGACAUUUUCAAGAUAUCCCCUGUGAGCUUUACAGCACAGUGUGGUAAGUGAAGGGCUACUAACUGGGAUAGAUUUGGAUAGUAACUCAGGCUUUUGGCUUUUUAUUGUAGCGUUGUUUUGCCUGCUGGAUGUUAAGGUUCAGUAAGUGCAUUAGAAUUAGAGAAUGGACAAAUGUGCAUAUUAGUCCAUCAGGUGUACAAACAAGGUGAUGGUUAAUGUGAGCAAGAAUGUGUUAGUUGCUUCCACAGUGAAUUAUCUCACAAGUACAGGACAGUCUGUGUUAGUUUAUGCUGGUCAGUUACUUGACAUUCAUGGCUAAAGGCUGGACACCAUUACUCUUCUUUGUAUUUACAGGGUGAUGCAAUAAAUGAACUGAAUUUUCUGACAUUGUUUUCUAUACAAUCAAUACUGUAUUUUGUUAAUUAGGGAAAUCAUUAACCUAACUUGUCAGGUGAGUCUGUCAUGUGGAAAUCAAGAGAAAGCAUAUGUAAAUGCUUCUUUGAAAACAAAUAAAGCAUUGUACUGUA